Molecule: messenger RNA, 4341 nt
Organism: Sciurus carolinensis (gray squirrel)
Lineage: Eukaryota; Metazoa; Chordata; Mammalia; Rodentia; Sciuridae
Gene: Entpd3
Product: ectonucleoside triphosphate diphosphohydrolase 3
Exons: 11
Coding region: 583-2172 (529 amino acids)
Biological process (GO): nucleoside diphosphate catabolic process
Cellular component (GO): plasma membrane
Molecular function (GO): UDP phosphatase activity; GDP phosphatase activity
Source: RefSeq, a predicted model, not a curated record
AAGAAACUAGAAGAGAUCAAAAGCUUCUUUGCCUUACCAAAGAUGGAAGCGAAACAGGCAAUGGACAGAACCCUUCCUCCUCCCCUACCCAGGCUGGGUGGGGAUGAGGGCUAAGUCUGGCCCCUUCCUCUUCUACUUUGGGUUGAGGGGACAGCAGAGAGAUCUAGAAGAGGGGAGGGGAGGUGCUGUGUGCCUAGAACUGGGGCAGGCAGGGACCGUCUUCAGCCAGGAGGCGCUCGCCCUUCCCUUCCGCUAACACCCAAGACCAGGGCGACUGAGAGCAGAGGAGAAGGUGAAGAGGUUCUGGGCUUUGACACCGCCGAGGGGGCGGUCCCCAGCGGAGGCUGCGCCACCCCCGCGCCGCCUCGCCCCGCCUCCCCGACGCCUCUGCCAACACUUCCAGCGCCUGUCGCCUUUCUCCAACCCGCAGCGCACAGGUAAAGUCAGGGGACCUAGCACCCGAACCGCGGAGGAGGGAGCGGGCGGCUGCGCGAGUGUGUGCAGGUUUUUGGAACUUCUGAAGUCCGGGACCAUACGCGUGCUAUCAUCCCGUGUUCUCUUACCUGCAGCUGGGAAGAAAAGAUGUUCUCUGUGGUGACCCGCCAACCGUGUGAGCAAGCAGGCCUCAAGGCCCUCUCCCGAACUCCGGUCAUUGUCACCUUGGUGGUCCUGCUUGUGAGCAUUGUGGUGCUUGUGGCUAUCACGCUUAUCCAGAUCCGCCACCCCGAGAUCCUCCCUCCAGGACUAAAGUAUGGAGUUGUGCUGGAUGCCGGGUCUUCCAGAACCACUGUCUACGUGUAUCAGUGGCCAGCAGAGAAGGAGAAUAAUACUGGAGUGGUCAGUCAAACCUUCAAAUGUAAUGUGAAAGGUUCUGGCAUCUCCAGCUAUGGGAAUAACCCCCAAGACGCCCCCAAAGCCUUUGAGGAUUGCAUGCUGAAAGUCAAGGAGCAGGUCCCAGGACAUCUCCACGGAUCCACCCGCAUUUACCUGGGAGCCACAGCCGGGAUGCGUUUGCUGAGGUUGCAAAAUGAGACAGCAGCUAAUGAAGUCCUUGCAAGCAUCCAAAGCUACUUCAAGUCCCAGCCUUUUGAUUUUAGGGGUGCUCAAAUCAUUUCUGGGCAAGAGGAAGGGGUAUAUGGAUGGAUUACAGUCAACUAUAUAAUGGGAAAUUUCCUGGAGAAGAACCUGUGGUACAUGUGGGUGCAUCCCCAUGGAGUGGAAACCACGGGCGCCCUGGAUUUAGGCGGCGCCUCCACCCAGAUAUCCUUUGUGGCAGAAGAGAAGAUGGGACUGAACUCCAGUGACAUCGUGCAGGUCUCCCUGUACGGCUACACCUACACGCUGUACACACACAGCUUCCAGUGCUACGGCCGGAAUGAGGCCGAGAAGAGGUUUCUGGCAAUGCUUCUGCAGAAUUCUUCCACUGCAUCCAAUCUCACCAACCCCUGCUACCCUUGGAAUUAUAGCACCAGCUUCACUGUGGACCAUGUGUUUGACAGCCUGUGCACUGAGAAGCAGAAGCCGGCAAGCUACAACCCCAAGAGCAUCGUCACUUUCAAAGGAACUGGGAACCCAUCACUGUGUAGGGAGAAGGUGGCUUCCAUAUUUGACUUCAAAGCCUGCCAUGAUCAAGAAGGCUGUUCCUUCAAUGGGAUUUAUCAGCCAAAGCUUCAGGGGCCAUUCGUGGCAUUUGCAGGAUUCUACUAUACAGCCAGUGCUUUAAAUCUUUCUGGGAGUUUUUCCCUGGACUCCUUCAACUCAAGCACAUGGAAUUUCUGCUCACAGGAUUGGAGCGAGCUCCCAUUCCUGCUCCCCAAAUUUGAUGAGGUGUAUGCCCGAUCCUACUGCUUCUCAGCCCACUACAUCUACCACUUGCUUGUAAACGGAUACAAAUUCACAGAGGAGACUUGGCCCCGAAUACGUUUUGAAAAAGAAGUCGGGAACAGCAGCAUCGGCUGGUCACUCGGAUAUAUGCUCAGCCUGACCAACCAGAUCCCGGCUGAGAGCCCCCUGAUCCGCCUGCCUAUUCAGCCGACUGUCUUUGUGGGCAUACUUGCCUUCUUCACUGCUACAGCCUUGCUGUGCCUGGCGUUUCUUUUGUACCUAUGUUCAAUGUCCAGGACAAAGAGGCGCUCUGAGCAUGUCUUCGACCAUGCGGUGGAUUCUGAGUGAGCCUUCAAAGCAGCUCCUGGAGCCCCAGGGUUCCCUAGAACCAGCCUGGGCAGCACCACGCAGUGCAAGUGAAGUGGCCACCUUCAGGAAAUACUACUAAAGUCAGACACCUAGGUCAUGUGCUGCUUGGAUACCAAUUUCUGCCAAAAUGCCUCUUGGAGAAUCCCUCAACUAUUCUGUGCACAUCUCUCCUCCAGGCACCCUUCCUCCAUCCAUUUGCUGAUCUAUUGGGAAACAGAGGAGAGACAGAGCAUCCCCCAGCAGAAGAGGAAUUUGAGGAUAUAACAGUUUUAUGUUGAAGAAUUGACCUCAGGGCUCAAUUUCCAUUUUCCCUCCCUUGGUAUUCUUUGUGGCAAAGAAUUAAGCAUUUGACCAUUAAGCAUUUGACCCAGUCAUCGAUCUUACCUUGUAUCUUUCUAUUGGCCCAAGACUUUUUUUUAGCAAUCUCAUAACCAUCAAAAUCCUUCAUAUUGGUAGAAUAUAGUAUCUGGGAGAGAAGACUCCCAAAGAUAGUAGUCAUAGCCAGGCUUCUAUCAUGCAGGUAGAGCACAGAGCACAAAGACACACAGAAGUGUCCCAAAACACUGCAGCCAUUCCUAAAACGGAGCUCCCAGCUGGGACUCUGGUUCCUAGGUUUCAACCUCUGUGAGUAUCCUCCUCCACAUCUCACCAUCUGUUGCUGUGCCCUCCUCUAGAACUCACUGACUCCUACUGCCAUUAUUGCAUUCCAGAGCUUAUUGCCUUCUCUAGGCCUUUGCAGCAGGCUGCCUUUCCUUUAUUAGCACACCCUCUGUAUUUGCCCACCAUUCCUGUAGGCAUCUUUGAUACCACAGUAGGCAUCCUGUUCUAUGAUGUGCUCCCCAGUUCUUUCCUAGGUCUUAGACCUCUCUGCAAAGUAGCCAUAGGUCUUGACUUGGGGAAAGAAACAGAAGCUGCAGGAAUAUUUGCCUCCAACAUGGAAUAAGAAGAACUUCAGCAAGUAUUAUAAUAGCUACAAACUAAAAAUCAACAUUUUUUCAGAUUGUCAUUUGGUAGGUGAAAAUGGAAUAAAGAACUCUUAUUUCGACUUGCAAAGUGCGCAUUUGUUAACUUGAGUGUGAUGCUCCUUGUUCUAAGGACUCAACGUAGUAUUUAUGAGGAGAACUUUUUAAAUUAAGAAAUGUAGAGAAUUUUUUAAAAAUAGUGUGUUAAUAUCACCCUUAUUCCACAGAAUUCAAAGUGCUUUCACUAUGGUGAAACUUUGACUCCUUGAGAUAAUUGCAUCAUACAAUUCUGUACCUUAAUUUGAUGUUCUAAACCUCCACAACCUGCCACAAGGGCUACCUCCCAAACUACCUUUGCUCCCAUACUCUUCCCUACAUAGAGUGUAGGUCAUCCUUCCACCUACUCAAAUCAUGCAUAUUUCUCAAGGUCCAAUUCCAGUUCUGUCUUCCAUAAAGCUUUCCUUGCACACACAUAUGCAUAUGCAUACACACAAUGAUAUAUCUCCUCGACCACUUUUUCAAAGCUAGCAACAGAAAUUCUUAUAUUAUUUCUCUUUUGGUGUGUAUAUAUAUGGUUUUUUUCCAAAAUAGACAAUAGGCCACUAAGGACAAAGCCUGUCAUUCAUUACUCACUCAUUUAUUCAACAGACAUCUAAGAAACUCUUAUUAUGGGCCUAACACCUUGCCAUGUGUGGGUUUGAAUGUGGAUAAGAGCUAUGAAUGUAAUAUUUACUCUUAUUUGUUGACUGGAGUUGUUUCCACAAAUGACUGAGGGACGGAUAAUAAACUAUAAGAGAUAUCAAAUGAAAAUAGCAUCCAAAUCACCAAGAGUUUGCAAUAAAAAGAAAAACAUGUCUUUGUAAGAAAGAGGGCCAAGACUGCCUAGCCAACAUUUCUAAUCUAUUUGGGAACUUGGAAUAAGCUAAUGAAGUAUUUCUGGUUUUCUGACACAUCAGUGAAUUCUUAUCAGAUGCACUAUGGUCAUAUCUGCAGUCUGAGUAAGAUAUCAGUUACCAUGGUGAGCAGAAUUCUAAAAUGGUCUCCUGCACCUUUGCCCUCUCUGACAUCUCAUACGUAAUGUGCUUCUCCUGUGAUUACAUGACUAGGUGGUUACAUGGCAAAAGAGAUUUGCAAAUGUAAUUGUAAUCGGUUGAUCUUAAAAUGGACAACUGAUCCACAUAGGCCU